AGAGAAAGAGAGAGGGAGAGAAAGAGAGAGGCAAGCAGAGGGCGCCACGUGCGGUAAUGGUCUGUCUUUGACCAUCUCUAGUCGUCUGCUGUCGUACGUGUCUGUGUGUGUGUGUCUCUUGUGGAAUACGCCCUUCGAGAAUCAUCUGUUGAAGAAAAGCAUGGGUGGGCCAUCCAGCGCGGGCGAAGAGGGCGGGAACGGCGAGUGCGCUUCCUGUGGGCGGCCGGCGGAGACCAAGUGCACGGGGUGCCGAAAUGUUUACUACUGCGGGCGUGAGUGCCAGAAGAAGGGCUGGCCCAAUCACAAGGACGUCUGCAGACCGUUCACUAUCAGCAAGAACCAGAAGUGCGGGAGGCACCUCGUGGCGUCACGGGACUUGGAGGUCGACGACCUCAUCAUCACGGAGGCGCCCUUGGUCCUCGGCCCGAAGCAGGACACAGAACCCGUUUGCCUGGGAUGCUACAAGAGGAUCUCAGGGAAUUACAGAUGUUCCCGCUGUACGUGGCCCAUGUGUGGGCCGAAAUGUGAAUCUUCCCCAGAACAUCAGCCCGAAUGUGAUGUGACGAGGGCUGCCAGUCUGAACAUCCCUCUGGAUGAUGUGGAUUCCCCAAAUCACCUUUACGAGGUUAUCACUGUUCUCAGGUGUCUCGUGUUGGCUGGAAAGGAACCAAAGCGCUGGAAGUCCGCUACUGAGAGGCUGAACAAUCGUUACAUGAUGACAGCUGGGAUGCCACAGUACUACCACAACGAGGAACACGUCGUUCAGGUGCUCAAGCACAAGUUCAAACUGGAGGAAUACCCCGACAUUGAUGCGUCAGAGGCAUCGAUACAGAAUGCCCUCGGUUUAUUGCAAUUCAACAAUGUGCCUACAAAGACAGCCUAUGCAGAAGUGCAAGCAAUAUACCCCAUGGCUUCUCUGGCAAGUCACUCCUGUGUUCCAAACACCAAGCCCAUUUUCAAGGACGGCAAGCUAACGCUGCAGGCAUCAGACCCCAUCAAACGGGGAGAACCCAUAACGUCCAUUUACGCCGACAUCCUCUGGGGCACGAGGGCACGCAGGGACUACCUAUGGCAGACGAGACUCUUCUGCUGCACCUGUAGGCGCUGCCGCGACCCCACAGAACUCAACACCUACUUCUCUGCUCUCAUUUGCCGGAAGUGCUCCAAAAUAAUGCUGCCAAUUGACCCACUGUCUGAAUAUGCCCCUUGGACUUGUGCGGAAUGUUCAAAUGAGAUGAGUAUAGAAGAAGCACUGCGGACAACCCUAUCCCUAGGUGCAGCCGUCGAGAUAGCCCUCACCACCCCUACAAUAGAGACGUUAGAAGCCCUUCAGAGCGAGUGGCUACCGAGAGUUCAUCCUAACCACUACCAUCUCCACGCAGUGAAACACUCGCUCCUCCAGCUCUACGGCCGCUCCAAGGAGAAAGCCGACCAGGAGGAGAAAGACGCGGCCCACUGGAUUGAGAUCGCCAAGAAGGAGAAGGCGUGCAAGGAGUUCCUGACCGUCUGCUCCCGCCUGGAUCCCUCAACGUCUCACACCAUACCCUUCGUGGGACUCACCUUCUACGAGCACCACAAGACGAUCCUCCAGAAUUCGCAGCGGCUCUUCUCGCAGGGGAAACUCACGACCCAGCAGCUGAAGAAGAGGAUGCUGCUCUCGAAGGCUUUGCUGAAGAAGGCCAUGGAGAUCUUCAAACACGAGGCAGAGGACACGCCUGAGGGGCAACUUUACAUUACCUGCGAGGAGGAGGUCAUCCAUAUCGGGAAGUGGAUGUUGGCUGUUGGGCUCAUAUAAGGAGUUUUCUAAACCGAAUGAAGGAAAAGGAAUUGUGUGAGAGUUUUUAAUUGAAUCUAUUUGAACAAAAAAUGUACAUUGGCAAACCAAGAACACUGGUAAUAACAAAAGCUUAGACACUAUCUUCUUGCAUGGAAUGGAGUGGAAACUUAGGCAUAUGUAUAUCAUAUCUAAAAUGUUAUUUUACUAUCAGAUUAGUUUUCACAAGUUUACAUCAAGAUUGCCAAAUUGAAUAUGAUAGCCUGCAUGUGUUUAACGCAAUGAAAUGAGAAAUUAAGUAAUUGAAUUGGAUAAGCACUAGAAUAUGAUGGUAAUACUAAAACACGAUAAAGAAUAAUUUAGGACAGUCUUAUGGUCAAUUUGAAGUUUAGGUAUUCAAAGUUAAGUAUAAAAGUGACAGGAGUAGUUGCAACAUCACGGAACUUUGGAAAAAUGAAGAAAAUGCGAAUUUACGCCUUGAUUUGAACAUAUCAUGAAUUUAUUGAAUAUAAAAGAUAAAUCUAAUUUAUUUGAUAUAAAAGAUUAAACAUUUUAAUUCCAAGACAUUCUGUAAUUGUGAAAUAAUGAGUUAAAGUAGAUUUUUUCAAAAUGUAGCAACUAUUUGUAACCUUGCUCGAUAGAAAUGAAUUAUUUUUGUCAUCAUUAGGGUUAUAUUUAUUAAAGGCCAAGUAGAAAUUACAA
Macrobrachium nipponense is the source of this 2476-nucleotide messenger RNA. RefSeq names its product SET domain-containing protein SmydA-8-like. The transcript is spliced from 8 exons. Bases 161 to 1795 code for a protein of 544 amino acids. The record is from RefSeq and is a predicted model, not a curated record. Gene Ontology annotation, molecular function: protein binding. NCBI's taxonomy places the organism in Eukaryota, Metazoa, Arthropoda, Malacostraca, Decapoda, Palaemonidae.